Chinchilla lanigera (long-tailed chinchilla) is the source of this 4100-nucleotide messenger RNA. It is a transcript of the gene Mfn2, whose product is annotated as mitofusin 2. Gene Ontology annotation, cellular component: mitochondrial outer membrane. The record is from RefSeq and is a predicted model, not a curated record. The transcript has 20 exons. NCBI's taxonomy places the organism in Eukaryota, Metazoa, Chordata, Mammalia, Rodentia, Chinchillidae. Gene Ontology annotation, biological process: mitochondrial fusion; mitochondrion localization. Gene Ontology annotation, molecular function: GTPase activity; GTP binding. Bases 384 to 2657 code for a protein of 757 amino acids.
UGGGUAUGAUGGCCGCCGCGAGGCCGGGAAGGUGAAGGUGAGAGGGCGAUCCCGCCGGGAGAGUGGGACUCACCAGCCCCGGACCGGAGAUCCUCGAGCAGCCCAGCCCAGGGUGGUGGAACGGUGGGGCCCUCAGGCCUGAGGAUAAGUAAGGUGGGACAGGUGGAGUCAACACACCAUCUACAGCCAACCUUGACGUGAGACAGCACAGAGGAGAACUCAGAUUCUUUUUAUUUUUUGACUCCAGCCACGGCCAUAAUGCCCACCCUGUGAAAGUCUCUUACCACCCAAAAACUUCUCCUCUGUUCCCGUUGUGCCAGCAGACGAUCCGUGGAUGCAUUUUAUUUUCCCUGCUAGGAGUUGCUGUACAUAAAACUGGCGCGAUGUCCCUGCUCUUCUCUCGAUGCAACCCCAUCGUCACGGUCAAGAAGGAUAAGAGACACAUGGCGGAGGUGAACGCGUCCCCUCUCAAGCACUUUGUCACUGCCAAGAAGAAGAUCAAUGGCAUCUUCGAGCAACUGGGGGCCUACAUCCAGGAGAGCGCCACCUUCCUCGAAGACACCUACAGGAAUGCAGAGCUGGACCCCGUCACAACGGAAGAGCAGGUGCUGGAUGUCAAAGGUUACCUGGCCAAAGUGAGGGGCAUCAGCGAGGUGCUGGCCCGGCGGCACAUGAAGGUGGCCUUUUUCGGCCGGACAAGCAACGGGAAGAGCACCGUGAUCAAUGCCAUGCUGUGGGACAAGGUUCUGCCCUCCGGGAUUGGCCACACCACCAACUGCUUCCUGCGGGUGGGGGGCACCGACGGCCACGAGGCCUUCCUGCUCACCGAGGGCUCGGAGGAGAAGAGGAGCGUCAAGACUGUGAACCAGCUGGCCCACGCCCUGCAUCAGGAUGAGCAGCUGCACGCCGGCAGCCUGGUGAGCGUGAUGUGGCCCAACUCCAAGUGCCCGCUGCUGAAGGAUGACCUGGUGCUGAUGGACAGCCCCGGGAUCGAUGUCACCACAGAGCUGGACAGCUGGAUCGACAAGUUCUGCCUGGACGCUGACGUGUUUGUGCUGGUGGCCAACUCGGAGUCCACCCUGAUGCAGACGGAGAAGCAGUUCUUCCACAAGGUGAGCGAGCGGCUCUCCCGCCCAAACAUCUUCAUCCUGAACAACCGCUGGGACGCGUCUGCCUCGGAGCCCGAGUACAUGGAGGAGGUGCGGCGGCAGCACAUGGAGCGUUGCACCAGCUUCCUGGUGGACGAGCUGGGUGUGGUGGAUCGAGCCCAGGCCGGGGACCGCAUCUUCUUUGUGUCUGCCAAGGAGGUGCUCAACGCCAGGAUCCAGAAAGCCCAGGGCAUGCCGGAAGGAGGGGGCGCUCUUGCAGAAGGCUUUCAAGUGAGGAUGUUUGAGUUUCAGAAUUUCGAGAGGAGAUUUGAGGAGUGCAUCUCCCAGUCUGCAGUGAAGACCAAAUUUGAACAACACACUGUCCGGGCCAAGCAGAUCGCGGAGGCCGUCCGCCUCAUCAUGGACUCCCUGCACAUUGCAGCUCAGGAGCAGCGGGUUUACUGCCUGGAGAUGCGCGAAGAGCGGCAAGACCGGCUGCGGUUCAUCGACAAACAGCUGGAGCUCCUGGCUCAAGACUACAAGCUUCGGAUUAAGCAGAUGACGGAGGAAGUGGAAAGGCAGGUGUCCACUGCGAUGGCGGAGGAGAUCAGGCGCCUCUCCGUGCUGGUCGACGAGUACCAGAUGGAUUUCCACCCCUCUCCAGUCGUCCUCAAGGUCUACAAGAACGAACUGCACCGCCACAUAGAGGAAGGGCUGGGCCGAAACCUGUCGGACCGCUGCUCCACAGCCAUCGCCAGCUCGCUGCAGACCAUGCAGCAGGACAUGAUUGAUGGCUUGAAGCCCCUCCUUCCUGUGUCUGUGCGGAAUCAGAUAGAUAUGCUGGUCCCUCGCCAGUGCUUCUCCCUCAGCUACGACCUCAACUGUGACAAGCUGUGUGCUGACUUUCAGGAGGACAUCGAGUUCCAUUUUUCUCUUGGGUGGACCAUGCUGGUGAAUAGGUUUCUGGGCCCUAAGAACAGCCGUCGGGCCUUGAUGGGCUACAAUGACCAGGUGCAGCGACCUGUCCCGCUGACACCUGCCAACCCCAGCAUGCCGCCCCUGCCGCAGGGCUCGCUCACCCAGGAGGAGCUCAUGGUCUCCAUGGUUACCGGCCUGGCCUCUCUGACAUCCAGGACCUCCAUGGGCAUCCUGGUGGUUGGCGGUGUGGUGUGGAAGGCAGUGGGCUGGCGGCUCAUUGCCCUCUCCUUCGGGCUCUAUGGCCUCCUCUACGUCUAUGAGCGCCUGACCUGGACCACCAAGGCCAAGGAGAGGGCCUUCAAGCGGCAGUUUGUGGAGUACGCCAGCGAGAAGCUGCAGCUCAUCAUCAGCUACACGGGCUCCAACUGCAGCCACCAAGUCCAGCAGGAACUGUCUGGGACCUUUGCUCAUCUCUGCCAGCAAGUAGACGUCACCCGGGAGAACCUGGAGCAGGAAAUUGCCGCCAUGAACAAGAAAAUUGAGAUUCUCGAUUCCCUUCAGAGCAAAGCAAAACUGCUCAGGAAUAAGGCCGGUUGGCUGGACAGCGAGCUCAACAUGUUCACGCACCAGUACCUGCAGCCCAGCAGAUAGUGGACGGCGGGGGACUCGGUGGAGGAGGGCAGUGCCGCCUGCCCUCGGUGACGUGUGGCCCCCAUCCCUGGCCGCCACUGCAAGAAUGAAAGCACCUCCUGUCUCGGGCUGUCCCAGCCCUUCCGCACUCGUUCCCCUGCCCUCCGCCUGCUCCUGCGGGGAGACCUGGCCGGGCCCCUUGAGACUUCGGGGAUGACCCAGCAGCAUGGUACUGGGGGUCGUGGUCAGGCCUUUCUCCGGGUCACUUGAUUGAAGGUUUUCCGUCUGCUUGGGAAGGUCUUGCAGUAGCCGCCUCGCAGAUCGACUGAUGGCAGCCGUCAGGGGUACCAGGCAGACACCCCACCUUCCUCCGGCCCUGUGCACUGUCCCUCUCGCACCUCAGCACCCCGCGGCGAGGCCAUGUUGGCAGGGGCCGCGUUCCCUUCCCAGAGGCAUCUGAAAUAGUUGCAGAAAGGCUGAGUGUAGCCCAGGACCUGAAGCGUGCAUGUGGCGCUGUGGUACUGGAGAGAGCCGGCCUGGCCUCGGUGGUUAAAGGAUGUAGAAGAAGGAUGGCGGAAGGCGGGGGCGCUGGCCCCGCUCAGGGUGGCUGGAGAGCAGUUGGCGUGGAACAGGGCCCCCAUCUGACCUUGCUGUGCGCGGGGCACCCGCGCCUGAGAGCUAACUCGAUUGUGUCCCGUCUUACCCAAACCCCAUGGGCCCACGGCCCCCUCCUCCUGCUCCCCUGGGCCCCAGAGCCGCCUCCGACACACCUGGCCUCAUGUUGACUUAGCUGCUUCCUGUUUUUGCAUUUUGGGAUUGUUGCUGGUCAGAAUGGGGAAGGUUCCUGUCACUGUAGUGUUGAUUGGGAAAAGCAGGGCCUGGGCAGAAUGUUCUCGAAAGAAGCAACAGUGUCCCAGCAGGAAGGCCCAGGGCAGAGCUCAGCAGAGGGAGCUGGCCCCUGUGGGGAAGCAGGGUGGUGCGUGGCCACACAGGAGGCUGCCUUCCAGCGCUUGCUCGGCCCUCAGGCCCUCAGGCUCCCGUCUGUGGGACAGUGGUCGGCUAGGCCGAACCAGUGUACCAGUAGGACAGAUGGCGGCCACCUCACAGUGUGUCAGGAAAAGUCACCCAAUCCCAAUGAAUUUCUGUGUUUUUGGAAAAAAAAAAAAAAAAUGAAUUUUUUUCAGCGUAGUCCCUGGGGAAUGAAUAAAAUGUUGAGCUUCUUACACACUAAGUAAAAUUAAAUUUGUACCACAGAGAGAGAGAGAGCUUUCUGAAAGAAGCGUGGCAGAAAGCACUUUAAUUUAAUGCUGCUAACUGUGUUCUGUUUAUAAUCAUCUGCUGGAGUGCAAGAUGUGCUUGACAGUGAGUUUCUCCCUGACGUGUUGAAGGUGAUGUCUCUGCCUGAACUCCUCCUGUACCCUUGCCAUGAUAUUGGAAAUAAAAUAAAGCCCAGUUGGAAUCGUG